Molecule: messenger RNA, 519 nt
Organism: Phytophthora sojae
Lineage: Eukaryota; Oomycota; Peronosporomycetes; Peronosporales; Peronosporaceae
Exons: 1
Coding region: 1-519 (172 amino acids)
Source: RefSeq, a predicted model, not a curated record
AUGGCGGUGUCCACCACUCAACGUCGCCAGCUCACGCUUGACGAGAUCGAGCAGGUGCUCGUUUCCGGUGCAACCUCGCGUCGCCAAGGAACAACGCACUAUGUGCUGGAAGUGUAUACUUCUGGCCCCAGCCCACGGGACUUCGACGCUGCAUGCUCAAAGUUCUAUGGCGACGGUCGAACGCCAGCCUACCACGUCGAAAAGAGUCUCGCGGACUUUGACAGCCUUCGUAGGGCGCUUUACAGUGCGUCCCACUUGGCGCACACGUACGCGUCCUGCGAGUUCUGCAAGGAGAUGAUUCUCUACAUUGACAGCGGGGACAAGCGCUUCGGCAGCAGCGUGUUCCGAGUCCUCGUCGGACGAGAUAAGAUCAAGCGGUCACUACAAGAGUUUAUGGACGACGUCUUGGACAUGCUGAAGCACUUUUCCUCCAUCGAGGGUACGCCGUGGUGCUCGGGUCAGGUCCAAAGCCACCAAGUCAUGCGCCAGUUCCUGCUGCCUCGCGCGCCAGACAGCUGA